AUGUCUCCAUACCGCCUAGUCUUUGAAAAAGCGUGUCAUCUGCCACUAGAAAUGGAGCACCUGGCAUACCGGGCUAUGAAACAGUUGAAUAUGGACUUGAGCGCCGCCGGUGAAAAGCGCCUACUGCAACUCAAUGAGUUAGAUGAGUUUAGAAUGGAAGCUUACGAAAAUUCAAAACUUUACAAGGAACGAACCAAGAAGUGGCACGACAUGCAUAUUCAGAGACUCAAACUUUUCCCAGGAAAACUAAGAUCAAGGUGGUCGGGUCCUUAUACUGUCACGAAGGUCCUACCAUAUGGGGCUAUACAAGUGAGCCAUGAGACUAAGGGUACCUUCACUGUUAAUGGGCAAAGACUGAAACACUACUGGGGUGGUGACUUCUCCAACCAAAAGUCCACCGUUCAACUUGAGAUGCCAGAAUGA
This is a messenger RNA of Olea europaea var. sylvestris, 423 nucleotides long. RefSeq lists its product as uncharacterized. The record is from RefSeq and is a predicted model, not a curated record. NCBI's taxonomy places the organism in Eukaryota, Viridiplantae, Streptophyta, Magnoliopsida, Lamiales, Oleaceae. The coding region runs from base 1 to 423 and encodes 140 amino acids. The transcript has 2 exons.